Guillardia theta CCMP2712 is the source of this 477-nucleotide messenger RNA. RefSeq lists its product as hypothetical. NCBI's taxonomy places the organism in Eukaryota, Cryptophyceae, Pyrenomonadales, Geminigeraceae. The record is from RefSeq and is a predicted model, not a curated record. The transcript has a single exon. Gene Ontology annotation, molecular function: protein binding. The annotation marks the transcript as partial.
AUGAGAGGGUUCGGGCGCCGGACGUUUGAUGUCAUCGAAGCUGCUCGCAGCGGAACAGCAGCAGAGGUGGAGGAGGCUAUUCACCUGGGAGCAGACAUCUCUGGGUCGGACGAGCACGGUAUGACGGCGUUGCAUCAUGCUUCUGCGAGGGGAAACCUCCCGAUCGUCUCCCUGCUCGUCAAGUAUGGUGCGGAUCUUGAUGUUCAGGACGCCACGGGCAUGGUUCCGCUGCACUCGGCUGUUGUGCAUGAUAGGGUGCAGGUAGCGGCAAGGCUGAUGCUUGCGGGAUGUUCUGUGGACGAGACAGACCUUCGAGGAUACACUCCUCUCCACAUCGCAGCGUCGAACGGGCACACGACUCUCGUCCGCCUCCUCGUGGAGCUGGGGGGCGCGAGUCUCCAGACCAAGACAAAGCUCAUGCUCACUCCACUGCUCUGCUCGGUGGAGAAGAAGAGGUUGACGACGAUUCGCUAUCUU